Molecule: messenger RNA, 2283 nt
Organism: Thamnophis elegans (Western terrestrial garter snake)
Lineage: Eukaryota; Metazoa; Chordata; Lepidosauria; Squamata; Natricidae
Gene: TSN
Product: translin
Biological process (GO): RNA metabolic process
Cellular component (GO): nucleus; cytoplasm
Molecular function (GO): sequence-specific DNA binding; single-stranded DNA binding; RNA binding
Source: RefSeq, a predicted model, not a curated record
GGUCCCCACGCUGGGUCGAGCGCACAGGAAAUAACGCUACAAAGCUCGACGAGACCCUUUUCUCAGCCGUAUUAAUUUCCCGGGCCUGCAGCUCUGGGAUCUUUUCUCUCUGGCUGGAGCCAAAACUAAGGCGUGGAAGCGAGCGACGAUGUUCGGGCUGGGAUUUGCUGUCUCGGAGGGCUGUCUUGCGCGUUCCUGGACAGCGCGGAAGACUUCUGCCUAGGGGAGGACGGCAGCAAAGCAACCAAACAGUGAGAAAAGCGAGCCAGCCUUUUCUGGUUUACGGUAGCGGCAGCAAUAACCUGCUCCUUCACGCCUCAGUCUUUUAGGGAGGCAGCCAGGCGGACAGCCUUAUACGACGGCGGCCAAGAAGGACCAUUUUCUGCGCUGAACGUGACAGAGAGCGCGUGGCCAGCCCGUCGGUUUUUUGCGCAUGGUCCCAGGAGGCGCGAAUCUUUGUCCCGGUGCUCGAGCCAUGUCCGUCAGCGAGAUGUUUAUCUCCUUACAGGGGGUGCUCACCGCCGACCAGGAUAUCCGAGAGGAAAUUAGGAAAGUUGUUCAGGGUCUGGAGCAAACUGCCCGGGAAAUUUUGACUGUGCUUCAAGGAGUCCACCAGGGUUCUGGAUUUCAAGACAUACCAAAGAAAUGUCAGAAGGCUCGAGAACACUUUAAUACUGUUAUACAUCUGGCUUCUCUGAAAACAAAGUUUCCUGCAGAUCAAUAUUACAGAUUUCAUGAACAUUGGAGGUUUGUGCUCCAACGAUUGGUGUUCUUAGCAGCAUUUGUUGUCUAUCUGGAAACAGAAACCUUGGUGACACGGGAAGCUGUUACUGAAAUUCUUGGAAUUGAAGCUGAUAGAGAAAAAGGCUUUCAUCUGGACAUUGAGGAUUAUCUUUCUGGAGUAUUGACUCUUGCAAGUGAGCUGUCUAGGUUAGCCGUGAACAGUGUGACAUCUGGGGACUAUUCUCGGCCACUUCGCAUCUCUGUUUUCAUCAAUGAGCUGGAUUCAGGAUUCCGCCUGCUCAAUUUGAAAAAUGAUUCCCUGAGGAAACGCUACGAUGGCCUCAAGUAUGACGUCAAGAAAAUAGAAGAGGUGGUUUACGACUUGUCAAUCAGAGGACUCAGCAAAACAGCAACCGGAGGUGCUGGUGAGGAGAAAUAGAAAAGGCCUCACUGAACUGGAUUCAUGAUCACCUCAGUAAUGUGGCCAAUGAAAGAGAAGCUUUAACUGAGCUCUCUAGCAGUAAUGUAGAACAACCACAAGCUGCAAACUGUUUUCCUCCAUCUGAAUGCUUAGUAUACAUCUGACUUGAAAACCGUUCUGUAAAUCCCCCAUUAGUAGACUGUGUUUGCAGUAUAAGUUACUGAUAUAAACUGUAUUUGUGAAUUAUGACCUUUAUUGUCUAAUUGUUCUGCAGUCCCAAACAUGGUAAUCCUUUGUUAUUGUAUCUUAGUAUCAGGCUGAGCUGAUUCUUUCUGGACCUCUCCAUAAUUCACAUUUAGUACAACGAAUGCUCAUUUUAAAAGGAGCACUUGUGUAAAUAUGUUUAUCAUUAGAAUAAAACCAGAAUGCUUCAUUUCCUAUUCUUGUUAGAUUGUGAGAUUUCAGAUGUAAUGUAGUCGGUUGAAUAAGUAAACACGUUAGGAAUUUAUUUCUAAAUGAUCAUUAUAUAGUACAGAGAGUCUGUAUUCUGAAAUAAGCGGAUUCUUAAACUUUGAAAAGAACUGUAAACCAUUCAUAAUACAUUUAUAUGCAUAUUCUUAGUCUAUAUAUCCAGUUUUUCUUUUUUUAAAAAAGUUGAGAACAUGAAAAUGUGUUUGUGGUUUAGUGAAGGGCAAAGGGGGGGAUAUGCAAUUACAUUACUUAGAAUCUGCACUUGAGUCAGAUAGUGAUCCAUUCAAUUUAAAAUAAAGUUCUAAGUAGAUAUUUAGCAAAUAGUGUAGAGAACAAUGUCAGCUAAAUCCUAAUUACCUGAAUACAGGUUGUUUUCAUUCAACUCAUUUCCAGCAAACAUAAGAUCACAGCCUUAGAACAGUAAGAUGCAGAUGUUAAGCAAACUGACUUUUUAUGGCCACUUAUGGUUUCCUCUCCUAUGUUAAUAUUUGAUUGUCAUCUUCCCUAUCAUUCAGGCAAAAACUACAUACUGUUUCUGAAAUGUAUAACGACAUGUUUAUGUUUGACCAUUUUGCAUACACAAUGUUUUAUCUCAUUCUUUUUCCAUUAUUCAUGUUUUUUUUGAGAGUUUAUUUUCCAAAGAAUAAAAAUAUAUACUUUAUAAUUCG